AAAAAGAAGAAGAAAAAGAGAGAAUAUUAUGAAAAUUCUUUGCUUGAGCCUGAGAAACAGUUCCUCUGCUUCUACUUCUUCAUCCUCUUUUCUAUGUCUCUCUUUUUUGUUUGCUCAAUCACUCGUUUACCCACAGAAGAAUAUGGAUCUCUGAUUAAAGCUUUUUGCUCGUAUUUAUUCCAAGGUGUCAGUUCAAAUAAUCAAAUGGUUACAUAGGCCCAGGAAACAAAAUAGCUUUUUUUGCUGGUUGCAAAAAAGAUGGUAUUUUUCGUGAUGGUAAGAGGAGUUUCCAUGGUGAAAGCAAUGAGAAUUGUGUUGCUAUGCGUUUCUGUUUUGUGGUUCGUUCCAAAGGAAUGUACUUGUAAUAGGGAUUUCUCAAGAAACUCGUCUUCUUCACCGCCAUUAUCACCGAGGCCAAGCUUAGUGAAUGUUGGAGCUCUGUUUACUUAUGAUUCUUAUAUCGGAAGAGCGGCUAAACCAGCGCUUAAAGCGGCUAUGGAUGAUGUUAAUGCUGACCAAACUGUACUUAAUGGCAUCAAGCUUAAUAUUGUCUUUCAAGACACUAAUUGCAGUGGAUUUAUUGGCACCAUGGGAGCUUUGCAGCUGAUGGAAAACCAAGUGGUUGCAGCCAUUGGUCCACAAUCUUCAGGGAUUGCUCACAUGAUCUCCUAUGUGGCUAAUGAGCUUCAUGUACCUCUCUUGUCAUUCGGAGCAACGGAUCCGACUCUUUCCUCUCUCCAAUACCUUUAUUUUCUGCGAACCACACAGAACGAUUACUUCCAGAUGUAUGCAAUCACAGAUUUUGUAUUAUAUUCCGGAUGGAGACAAGUCAUUGCGAUAUUCGUCGAUGAUGAGUGUGGUAGGAACGGGAUAUCUGUUCUAGGCGAUGCAUUAGCCAAGAAACGCGCGAGGAUCUCUUACAAGGCUGCAAUCACACCUGGUGCAGAUUCUAGUUCCAUCGAAGACUUGUUGGUUUCUGUUAAUCUGAUGGCAUCUCGGGUUUACGUUGUUCAUGUAAAUCCUGACUCUGGUUUAAACAUUUUCUCUGUGGCCAAGUCUCUUGGAAUGAUGGGAAGCGGUUAUGUUUGGAUCGCAACAGACUGGCUUUCUACAGCUUUGGAUUCAAUGGAGCCCGUGGAUUCGGACACGAUGGAUCUCUUGCAAGGAGUGGUUGCUUUCCGCCACUACACAACCGAGACUAGUAUGAAGAAGCAGUUUGUGGCGAGAUGGAAGAAUCUUAGACCCAAAGAUGCCUUCAACACAUAUGCAUUGUAUGCUUAUGACUCUGUUUGGUUAGUUGCUCGUGCCCUCGAUGUUUUCUUCAGAGAACACAAUGCCAUAACAUUCUCCCACGAUCCGAAUCUGCACAAAACAAACGGUAGCAGUGUUCAGUUAUCAGCACUAAGUGUGUUCAAUGAAGGAGACAAGUUUCUUGAGAUCAUUCUUGGGAUGAAUCAUACUGGUGUGACGGGGCCAAUCCAGUUUGACUCAGAGAGAAACCGGGUUAACCCGGCUUACGAAGUUCUAAACAUAGAAGGUACAGGUCCACGCAGAGUCGGGUACUGGUCAAAUCAUUCGGGUCUCUCAGUGGUGCCUCCAGAGACAUUGUACUCUAAGCCUCCAAACACAUCUACAGCAAACCAACGUCUUUAUGGAAUCAUAUGGCCAGGUGAGGUUACUAAGCCUCCUCGUGGAUGGGUGUUUCCUAAUAAUGGAAAGUCGCUCAAGAUCGCAGUGCCUAACCGUGUGAGCUAUAAAGAUUAUGUCUCUGAGGACAAGAACCCGCCUGGUGUUAGAGGCUAUUGCAUAGAUGUCUUUGAAGCUGCCAUUGAGUUGCUUCCGUAUCCUGUUCCACGUACUUAUAUCCUAUAUGGAGACGGGAAGAGAAAUCCUUCUUACGACCAUCUAAUCAAUGAAGUUGUUGCAAAUAAUUUCGAUGUAGCUGUAGGAGAUAUCACGAUUGUAACAAACAGAACAAGAUUCGUAGACUUCACACAGCCGUUUAUAGAAUCAGGGCUUGUGGUGGUGGCUCCGGUUAAGGAGGCUAAAUCGAGUCCUUGGUCAUUCCUGAAACCGUUCACUAUAGAGAUGUGGGCUGUCACUGGAGCCUUCUUUCUCUUUGUGGGAGCCAUCGUUUGGAUUCUCGAACACCGCUUUAACCAAGAAUUCCGUGGCCCUCCUAGGCGGCAACUCAUCACCAUCUUCUGGUUUAGCUUCUCAACAAUGUUCUUUUCUCAUAGGGAGAACACGGUGAGUGCAUUGGGGAGGCUGGUGCUGAUCAUAUGGUUAUUCGUGGUUCUGAUCAUCAACUCGAGCUACACGGCUAGUCUCACUUCGAUCCUAACCGUUCAACAGCUGACAUCUCGGAUUGGAGGAAUAGAUAGCUUGAUAACGAGCAACGAACCAAUCGGAGUUCAAGACGGCACCUUUGCUCGGAACUAUCUGGUCAACGAGCUUAACAUAGCUCCUUCUAGGAUUGUUCCACUGAGAGACGAGGAACAGUACCUUUCUGCUCUUCAACGUGGUCCUAAGGCUGGCGGCGUGGCAGCCAUUGUAGACGAGCUUCCUUACAUCGAAGUCCUUUUGUCAAACAGCAACUGCGAGUUCCGUACAGUAGGACAAGAAUUCACACGCACAGGCUGGGGUUUCGCAUUCCAGAGAGACUCCCCUUUAGCUGUAGACAUGUCGACGGCUAUCUUGCAGCUGUCUGAAGAAGGCGAGCUCGAGAAAAUUCACAGGAAAUGGCUCAACUACAAGCAUGAAUGCUCAAUGCAGAUCUCAAACAGUGAGAAUUCUCAGCUUUCGCUCAAGAGUUUCUGGGGACUCUUCCUUAUCUGUGGCAUCACUUGCUUCAUUGCACUCACUGUCUUCUUCUGGAGGGUGUUCUGGCAGUACCAGAGGUUACUACCUGAUGGUGGGGACGAGGAAAGGGCAUGCGAAGUGGCUGAGCCAUCUCGAUCAGGGAGAGGUUUACGAGCACCGAGUUUCAAGGAAUUGUUAAAAGUUGUCGAUAAGAGGGAAGCAGAAAUCAAGGAGAUCCUAAAACAGAAGAGUGGCAAGAAACUCAAAACUACCGAAAGUGGAGCUGGAAGUUCACAUUCACAAGAAAACGAGAUUUCUUAAACAGAUAGCGUUCAACGAUUUGUUUAAAUGACUAUUAACAUACUUAGCGAGGUAGUGAAAUCAUCAUAAGAUUUUGUAAUAGCAAAGUUCAAGGAACAAAAAACCAGAGAUAAAUUGUAAAUCUUAUUCUGAUACGUAAUGGUAAACUCAUAUUCUUUUCCU
Eutrema salsugineum is the source of this 3285-nucleotide messenger RNA. Its product is annotated as glutamate receptor 3.4. Gene Ontology annotation, molecular function: G protein-coupled receptor activity; glutamate-gated receptor activity. Gene Ontology annotation, biological process: G protein-coupled receptor signaling pathway. Lineage: Eukaryota; Viridiplantae; Streptophyta; Magnoliopsida; Brassicales; Brassicaceae. The record is from RefSeq and is a predicted model, not a curated record. The transcript is spliced from 7 exons. Gene Ontology annotation, cellular component: plasma membrane. Bases 259 to 3123 code for a protein of 954 amino acids.